UUGAGACAAGGAGCAGGUGCAUACACGGAAGCUGGUCUAGUGGGAACGGAGAUGACGAGCUGCACGAUGGUGAAAGCGGUCGUGUCCACGCCGCCGCACCCUCUCGCCGGUGAGAUGGUUCCGCCAACACUCUUUGACCGUGCCACCUUCGACCUCUUGGUGCCUCUCGUGUUUGUGUACCCAGCACCGACUCCGUCUAACGAGGCGCUCAAGGUGGGGCUGAGCAGGGCCAUGGCGGCGUACCCUCACCUGGCCGGACGCUUGGCCGUGGACAAGCGUGGCAGGCGUUGCAUCCACGUCAACAACAUGGGUGCGCUUGUCAUAGAGGACGCUAUGGCAGUGGACCUAGAUAGCGUGGUGCUCGUGGACGCCGGCGUUGUCGCCGACCUGGGCGCAUUGUACCCUAUACUGCUUACGCCGGAGGAGACGACCGGGGCCGCCGUGCUGCAGAUACAGCUCACCCGGUACAGGUGCGGCGGCCUUGUGAUUGGCUUCGCCUUCCACCACAAGAUCAUGGACGGCACCGCCCUAGACGGCUUCCUGGCAACCUGGGCCAUGGCGGUGCGCCAAGGCAGGGACUUCACCGCUCCAUCCCCUUUCCUGGACCGCGGGAUCCUCACAGCUGUGAAUCCAACGACGCCGGUGUUCGACCACGGGUCGAUCGAAUUCAAGGGCCCCACUGAUGCCCCUGCUCGCACGUGCAAUAGGAAGACUAUCAAGCUGAGCUUCACCUCCGAGUUCAUGGCCGAGCUCAAGGCCCGCGUCGGCGCCCCUUGCACGACGUUCCAGUGCAUGCUCGCGCACAUGUGGAAGAAGACCACCCAGGACCGUGGUGUCAAGCCGGACGAGUUCACCCAGGUGAGGGUGGCCGUGAACUGCCGCGGCAGGGCCACCCCUCCCGUCCCGUCGGACUUGUUCGGCAACAUGGUGCUGUGGGCAUUCCCCAAGCUUCAGGCGCGGGACGUCCUGAGCUCCAGCUACGGCAGCGUGGUGUGCGCCAUCCGCGAUGCUGUCCAAGGUGUUGACGGAGACUACAUCCGCUCCUUCCUGGACUUCGGCGCCAUGGCGGACGCAGAAGGGCAGGAGCUCACGGCAACAGCGCCAGCCACCGGCACCAUGUGCUGCCCGAACCUAGAAGUGGACAGCUGGCUGCGGUUCGGUUACCACAAGGUAGACUUCGGCGGCGGACCUCCAUCGCCGUUUCUCUUUCCCGACAUACCGGCCGAGGGGAUCAUGGUCUUAUGGCCGUCUCUCCUGGACAAGGGCGGCGUUGAUGUGAUGAUCGCCCUUGCGGAGGAACACGUCGCGCCGUUCCAGCAGAUAUGCUACCUACUCCUUUGAUACCGUUCCGGAGGUUUGAUUUGCAGCCGUUUCAAACAACACGCUUUGCUAAUAUCUUGUUCCAAGUUACCAACUUGUUUUCCCAUUACUGCAAUCAUUUGAUCUACCAAACGACCUUUAUGAUUCUAUCAAUAAA
Molecule: messenger RNA, 1477 nt
Organism: Lolium perenne
Lineage: Eukaryota; Viridiplantae; Streptophyta; Magnoliopsida; Poales; Poaceae
Product: tryptamine benzoyltransferase 1-like
Molecular function (GO): acyltransferase activity, transferring groups other than amino-acyl groups
Source: RefSeq, a predicted model, not a curated record